Messenger RNA from Drosophila obscura, 638 nucleotides. Its product is annotated as vitelline membrane protein Vm26Ab-like. The transcript is spliced from 2 exons. The record is from RefSeq and is a predicted model, not a curated record. Bases 74 to 523 code for a protein of 149 amino acids. Lineage: Eukaryota; Metazoa; Arthropoda; Insecta; Diptera; Drosophilidae.
GCCACAGCUCAUCCACCAAGUGACAAUCUCACCCCACCAGACAAACACCAAACACCAAAACCCAACAAUCAAAAUGUUCAAACUCGUUGCUGUCUGCUUCUUCGCUGUUGUGGCCGUGGCUGCUGCCAAGCCAGGCAUUCUGGCCGCCGCUCCGCUGGCCUACACCGCCCCGGCUGUGGUGGGAAGCGCCGCCUAUGUGGCACCUUAUGCCUCCAGCUACACCGCCCACUCGGUGGCACAUAGCGCCGCCUUCCCUGCUGCGUACACUGCUGCCUAUACCGCUCCGAUUGCGGCCGCUUACACCGCACCUGUUGCCGCUCCGUUUGCUGCUUCCGCUGCAUACGCCGCUCCAGUGGUACGUCUCGCCUCUCCCUACACCGCCGCCUACACUGCUCCCUAUGCCGCCGCCUACACUGCGCCGUUCGCCUCCCCCUAUGCCGCCGCCUACACCUCUCCCUUGGCCUACAGCUCGCCCUAUGUGGCCCGUCCAUACGCCGCUGCCCCUCUGCUGCUGAAGAAGUAAACCUGCCGAUCCCUGCGAAAUAGUGCACCAUGAUCGUACUUGUCAUGGUUUGGCAUUUAUUUCCCAUUCAGCCCCCGCACUUUGUGAUUUUGUUUGUGAAGUAAACGUUUAAGAA